AACGCACAUUAUUGUUGUUAUCCUCGGCCAAUUACUCGACAAAUGCAUAAAACCGAUGAUAUUAUGAUAAUAUACGAUUUAGUGCUAAGCGUUUUUUAUUUUAUACUGAUGCAUAUAUAUAUUUUUUUUUUCUAUAUGUACAUAUUUAUCUCAUACUACGACUAAGAGAUAUGCGAGAGAGGCGCUAAGGAUAAAAGGCAACGAACGGCGUGCUAAACGGAACACGUAAAUAUAUGUAUAUAUGCGGUGUGUAUAUGCGUGUGUGCUUUUUUUUAUUAUUAUUGUCCAAUUAAACAAACGUUGCCAAUUAAAAACCGCCGCCGUUACCUCUGUUUUUGAACUCGUGUAUCGAAGCUAAAAUCUACCGUCGUCGUUAGGUUAGGUAAAUUUCGUACUAAUUUUUGGUGUUUUUCUUCUUGCGCCGUGAUUUUCAGUGAAAAGCUUUAACAGAAUAACACAUUCGUCGUCCAAAGACACCAAACAACAUUGUUUUCAACGUGCAAUACCAUAAUUGCUGACGAGUGAUUUCAGUUCAAACGGUAAGUAUAUACCUCUUCAUCAUUCAUCCCGUUUAUAUGCAUUAAUGAUCCCUGACCGAUUAUAAAUCUAAUUUGUUUAUAUUAUGUUAAUCAUAUGCAUUAGGCAGUAAGUUUAUGCAGCAUACAUAAGCCCCCAAGUCUAUUAUCAGUCCAAUAUUAAAUUAGUUAAUUAGAUUAUAUUUUGAAUUUGUAUAGAUUAAUUUUAAAUGUUUUGUACCUACUGGUAUUUAACGAUUAGACGUCACACUAUUUAUUCAUUUAAUAAAUUAUAAUAGUACGUAAAAUGUAAUUUCUAUGUUUAUGACAUUUUAAGUUUGGAAAAUAUCUUAUACCAUUCACACUAUUAUUCCUACUUGUUGUUCACAUAAUUAUUUAUGUUGAUAUUUAACUUAUUAUGGAAUAUCCGAAUAUCUAAAAUGAAAUAUUAGUAUAAUUUUAAUAUUGUAUAAAUGUAUUUGUCAAAUAAGAUUGAUAAACAUUUAAUUUUGAAAAAAUUCCAAAUUUAAGUUAAAUUUGUCCAUUAUUUAAAAGAUUUCAUUAAAGUCGAAAUUUUUGGACUAGAUACCUACUUAAAUAAUCAAUCUAAAAAUAUAAUAUUAUGUAGGUACAUAUUAUUUGUUUAAAAUUAAGUUUUUAGUACAACAAAAACUGCAGUAAUGUAACUUAUCAUAGGUGCCUUUAAUUUCAAUUAUGUAAAAAACACCACAUCUAAUUAUAACAAUCAUUGAUUUAUUCUGUACCUAAAUACACAAAUGCAGUUCUAAAAUAAGCAUUUGACCUAAAAAGAACAAUGCUUACAUAUUUAUAUAAAUUAUAUUUUCAUUUAAAAAAUUACACUUGUUCUUUAGGCAUUAAGCAUUUAAACAUUUUGUUUCGAUAAUUAAAUUUGCCAAAUAUUGAUUGUAAUUUAUACCUAUCUACAUAUAAGUGAACUUUUUAAAAUAAUCAAAACCGACAUAAAGAAGUAUUUUCGUAUCACGAUUUACCAAUUUUUAGGAUAUAGGAUAUUAAAUGAAAUAGAUCUGCUUAUUAGGAACAUAAAUGAUUUAUACAUAUGCUUUAUUAAAAAAAAAUACCUCUGAACAAUCCAACUGUUAUUUAUAUCAAAUAAAUACAUUACUUAACCAAUUACCAAUUAGAAACAAUCGUUAAUUGAAAUAUUUCACUUUGGUUCAAAAGUAUUUCUAAUAAGUAGCUUCUAAAGUAUUUGAAUUAUUAUAAAUUGAUAACUAAACGUAUUAAAAAUACCCUCACAUAAUAUCAGCAAAAUAAAUUGUAAAUAAUUGUUUUAAAUUCUUUUUUUCUCUUUUUUUCAGAUUUUGUUCUUGAGAGCCAUGGAUAUAUAAAUAUAACUAAUAAACAGCAAUAUUAUGAUUUUACUUUUUAUUUUAUUUCAAUCUAUAUCUGUGUUGUAAAUUAAGUGAAAUAAUUUAAAAUGGCUGCUCAUUGUUUUGAUCCAAAUAAUAAAACCAGGUAUGUUAAAAAUUCAAUAAUAAAAUUAACAAUAAAUCAUAAGACUGAUUAUCUCAGAAACUAAUAACUUUUUUCGGAAUUUGUUUUAAAGAAAAUUUAAGAAACAAGCAGCUCUACAAUUUCACAUUUAUGUAAUUUUUUGUUAUUCUUUUUUUUUGGAGUAAAAUCACUACUUACUUUUGAUUUUCAAAAAGCAACCUAUUUUAAAAAUUCCAUAAAUAAAUAAAAAUACUCUAUCUAAAGUUAAAAUACAUUUUGGUGUAGAAAUUUUUGAUUUCUAUCAAUAUUUUUACUUUUAAGUUUGGGUCGGGAAAGAGUAGUGAAGCAUAAUUUGUGUGGUGUUUCAAUAAUGUAUCAAUAUUCUCCCUGACUCAAACUUGAAGGUGAAAUAUCUUAUCAACGGAUUGACAGAAAUCAAAAAUUUCAUUAGCAAAAUUUAUUUUAACUUUAGAUGGAGUAUUUUCAUUUAUUUAUAGAAUUUUUAAUACAGGUUGCCUUUUGAAAAUUAAAAGUAUAAGAGUGACAAAAAAUAACAUAAAUGUAAAAUUGUAGAGCUGUUUGCUUCUAAAAUCUUCUAUAACACAAAUUACAAAAAAGUUAAUAUUUUCUGAGAUAAUGAGUGUCUUAUGAUAAAUUGAUCAAUCUGUCUAGGAGCAAAUUAUUUUAUUAUUAGUUAUGAUUUUUAAUUUUUUUCUAUACAUUUAUAUCACUUUUUCAGUUGGUAUUUUGGCCAAAUGUCACGUACUGAAGCUUCCGAGUUAUUAAUGGGUGAACGAGAAUGUGGAACAUUUUUAAUUAGGGAUAGCCUCAGUAUUCAAGGAGACUAUGUGUUAUGUGUGAGGUAUGCAGUUUCUUUCAGUUUAUUAAUUAUUAUCUGGAACAUAAUAGUGGAAAGGUCUAUUUUGUAUAUAGUAUUAGUAGAUAUUGUUAAAUUUGUAUAUCCAUUAUGUAUAUCACAUCAUAGGUAUAUUAAAUUUACUUUGUUAUAAUUAAUGUAAUAAAUAAUAUUUAAUGUUACAGAGAGGAUAGUAAAGUUAGUCAUUAUAUUAUCAAUAAAAUACAAGAAAAUAAUGAAACAAAAUAUCGAAUUGGUGAUCAAGUUUUUACUGAUUUACCUGGUUUAUUAGCAUUUUAUAAAUUGCAUUAUCUUGACACUACUCCACUUUUGAAACCUGCUGUGAAACCAAUAGAAAAAGUUGUUGCCAAAUAUGACUUUGUUGGAAAUGUAAGAUUUUAUUUUAAAUAUAAAUUUAAAAAAUUAAUUUUGUUAUAUUAUUAGGAUCAAGAUGAUCUACCUUUUAGAAAAGGAGAUAUUCUGACAGUUCUAGUUAAAGAUGAAGAACAGUGGUGGACAGCUAAGAAUAUAAUGGGCCAAAUGGGUUCUAUUCCAGUUCCUUAUGUUCAAAAGGUUUAUUAUUACAUUAUAUUAAAUACAUCAUACUAAACUUAAAUUGUAUUAUUAAAACAUUUUAAAUGUAUUUUUAGUAUGAUGGAAAUCAAUCAUUACCCAUAAAAGAUAAUAAUCAAAUUCCUGGAUCUAAUAAUGAAUCUACAUUAAGAAGAUCUAGCCUUCAAGUUAGUAAAUUAUAUUAUUGAUAUUAUAGUUGCAUGCUAUAUAUUGUACCCUUAUACAAAUAUUUAAUCAAAGCUGGGCAAGUUCAUGAUUUUUUUCAACUAGGUUAAGUUAAAUUUAAAUUAAGUUAAUUCAAAAACACUAUCAAUCAACCAAGUUAGAAGUUAACCAAAAUGUAUAAUUAACUCAAGUUAUAUUAGUUAAAUUUUUUUUUACAUAUUGUCUAUUACAAACUAUAAUGGCCUAAUAAUCUACCUACAAUCCCAAUGGACAACAGUAAAAAAAAAAAUUGGUUAUUUUUAAUAGAUAAAUUGUACAUAACAAUUUGUUUUUUAAAAUAUUCAUAAUAUUAUAUUGUUAAUACUUAAUAAGAAUAUAUUUAUAUAUAUGAGAAAAUAAAAAUUGAAAUAAACUUGCUUGAAUCUAAAAUUAACUCCAGUUAAUUAAAAGUUAAUUCUUUUGUAUUUCUCAAGUAAACAAUUAAGUUAAUAUUUAAAAAAAACUAAUUUAAAAAGUUAAAUUAACUUAAACUUUAACUUAUUAACUAGUUAAUGCCCAGCUUUGUAUAUUUUUUAUAGCUUUAAUCCUAGUUGAUUAAAGUUUGAUUAAAUAAUACAUACAAACUAAUAAAAUAAUAAAGUAAAAACAAAAUUAUUAUAAUAGUUAAUACCUGUAAAUAAAUAUAUAAAUAUAAAAUGUAUACAUACAAAUAAAAUAAAUAACUGAAUCAAUGAUUUGCCGGGAGUAUUAUGAUAAGAAUUAUAAAUAAUAAUAAUAAACAAAUAAUAUGAUAAGAACAUUAUUUUGAAAAUAAAAAUUCAUUAUCAGGUGUAUCAGUCAAAAUGUAAAAUAUGACUGAAUAUUAAACAAAUUUUACAAAUUGGUAAUUUUACAUAGAAUAUAGAAAUAAUUUAUUAUAAUAGGACAGAUUAUUUAAAAAUAGUUAUUAUUAGACAGAUAUAUUAAGAAAUUAUUUGUUGUCAUCAUUCAUUAUCUAAAAUUUAUUGAUAUAAGAUAUUAUUAUGUCUAACAAAUUUGCUAUAAUUUUGUACACUAAUACAAAUAAUGUAAAAAUAAUAAUUUAAUCAAACAUGUAAACAAUAAUACUAAAAACUUCACAAAAAAUCCCUCUUCUUUUGAAAAUACUGGUAUACAUAAACUUAAAUGUUACUGUAAUAAAUUUUAUGUAGGUAAGACAAAUAGAAAUUUUAAAAUUAGAGACUUAGAAAUAUUAAAUACCCAAAAUAAUAUUUACAUNUUAUAUUUCUUAACAUAUCUAUGUAUAAUAAUAACUAAUUUUAAAUAAUCUCUCCUAUUAAAAUAAAUUAUUUCUAUAUUAUAUGUAAAACAACAAUGUGUAUAAUAUUUUUUCCUAUAAAUUCCUUCAUUUAAUUUUUAUAUUCAUUUGCGGUUUUUGACAUUUUGACUUUGAUAUACUUGAUGAAUUUUUAAUUCAAAACCGUAUAAUACAAUUACCAUAAUUCAUUUAUUUAUUUCAUUAUUAUGUAUACAUUUUAUAUUUAUAUAUUUAUUUACUUUAAAUAAAAAGUAUCAUGUACAGAAAACAUACAUAUUAUAGUAUUAUAAAAGUAAUUGUGCUAGGUUUUUCAAUCUUCUUUUACUUAACCCUGACAAAAAUAUUCUAAUGUAUUAACCAUCAUUUAAAUCUUUUUAGGUAAAAUUUAAAUAUUGUUUAAAUCAUUUUAAUUCAAAUUCUAACUAUAUUAAUUUUCUAACAAUAAUAUUUUUCUUACAUUUUGUAGCAUAUUUCUUUAGUUUUAAAGUGCUCAAUAAAUUGAACACAUCUAUCAAUAGGCAACUGAAUUGUAUUAAAAAAUAUUAAUUUAAAUAGUAUUCUCAGGAUUUAAAUAAUUCUGAGUUAUAAAAUAUCUUAAUUGUUUUUCAAAAAAAUAUACAAAGGAUGGAAUUUGGUUUUUUCCAUAAAUUAAAAAAGGAAAUAAUAUUUAUUUUAUAUUUUUACCCUAUCUUGGAAAUUUAAAACAAUACUAUAUUUGUUUUUUGAUUGCUAUAAUUUUUUAUUGCUUUUGGUGUUUAAGAAUAUGCUACACUAUAUGCUCAAAAUCUAUAUGGUCUGUUGUUUUUCUCUUAAAUACAAUUUUAUAUUUUUUCAAAUACUUAAAUAUACCAAAAAUAAAUGUAAUUGGUAAAUAUAUAUUAAAAACAUUUGUGUUUUGUAAGUGAAUAGCAUAUUGGUUGUAAUGUUAAAAAUAAUUAAUUGAUUUAGUUUAAUGUAUCAUGAUUUAGUAAUAUAUUUAUUAACAAUUCAUUUUAUAUUUUUAAUUUUAAUUAACAUAAAUAAAUAAUUAAAUUUAUGCCACUCAUAAUUUGAUUUAUACAUUAUUUCUUUUUUUUUCAGUUUAAUGAUCCUUGGAGUACCUUAGCUGCUACAAGCAAUUCUAUCCAUCUUUCCUUUAAAUGUUAUCAUCAUUACAUCCACUGUCUGAAUAUCUUUUUCGACAGAAUCUCAAAUUUUAUUAAUGCUCUAACAUUUAAUACAAUGAUUUAUUUUAUUUUUGUUGACAGAAAAAAUUACCAGCUUUAGCUAGAGUUAAACAGGUCCGCGUACCUAAUGCAUAUGACAAGACAGCAUUAAAACUUGAAAUUGGCGAUAUUAUCAAAGUAACAAAAACUAAUAUUAAUGGCCAAUGGGAAGGGGAAUUAAAUGGCAAAACUGGACAUUUUCCAUUUACUCAUGUGGAAUUUGUGGAUUCUGAAAUGAAUGAUUGUAUAAAUGACAGUUAAUUUCAAACAUUUUGAGUUGUAUCUUAGUUAUUUUUUAUUAUUAUUUUUUUUUUAAAAUUAUUUUCAUUAUUGGUAGCUAACUAGAUAUUAAUACAAAUAUAUUUUAUUAUAAUGAUAAUGAUCAAUUGUAUACCCAUUAUAUCAGAGUUUUACCUACUUAAUAACAAUAAAUCAAAAUAAGUAUACAUAUACAUGAUGAUGGGU
Messenger RNA from Cinara cedri, 6552 nucleotides. The record is from the annotation of a GenBank genome assembly. Lineage: Eukaryota; Metazoa; Arthropoda; Insecta; Hemiptera; Aphididae.